UGGUGGUGUCACUCGGCCUCCCGGGAAUUGCCGAGCUGUUUUUGGCCGUUUCCUUCUCGGCUUCGAUGUAUUCCCGGCGGCCGCAGAGUUUUAACGAAGGGCUGAAUGCCCGGGGUUGCGAGGAUGUGACGGCGGCCACGGGCGGAUAUGCGAUCCAGGCAAGGUCAUGGGAGUGUACCGAUCCCUGGAUGGCUGAGAGCCGGUAUCGGGCGCCGGCGCUGGCGCCGGCACCGGGGCCUUGGGGGGAGAGGCCGGCACCAGCGGCGGCAACAACACCAGCCGGCAGCGCGGGGGCGGCUGCCCCAGAAUCGGCGGCCGGAUCCACUGAUCAGUUAAAUAGAUUUGCAGGGUUUGGUGUUGGUCUUGCAAGUCUCUUCACAGAAAAUGUAUUGGCUCAUCCCUGUAUUGUUUUUCGGCGUCAGUGUCAGGUCAAUUAUCAUGCAAAAAAUUAUCAUCUCACUCCUUUCACUGUUGUUAAUAUUAUGUACCGUUUCAGCAAAACUCAGGGCCUAAAAGGAUUGUGGAAAGGUAUGGGGAGCACAUUUAUUGUUCAAGGCAUAGCACUGGGUACUGAAGGCAUCAUCAGCGAAUUCACACCACUUCCCAGAGAGGUUUCCCAUAAAUGGAGUCCAAAGCAAAUAGCUGGUCACCUUGUACUGAAAGGGUUGACCUGUGCAGUGGCAUUGCCUUUUUACUCAGCUAGUUUAAUUGAGACCGUGCAGAGUGAAAUCAUAAGGGACAAUCCAGGAAUAUUAGAUUGUGUGAAGGAAGGUAUAUGCAGACUGGUGGGAAUGGGUGUCCCUCAUAGCAAGCGUCUGCUCCCUCUUGGAGUUUUAGUCUUUCCAACUGUCUUGCAUGGAGUGCUCCAUUAUAUCAUCAGUGCCAUCAUCCAGAAAUUUAUUCUCUUUCUUCUUCGGAAAAAGACACCGCAUCAGCUCCCAGCUGAUGCUUCUAAUUCUGUACAAACUGUGCUGGAUGCUUACUUCCCUGAACUUAUUGCUAGCUUUGUUGCAAAUCUUUGUGCUGACGUUUUGGUUUACCCAUUAGAAACAGUACUUCACCGCCUUCAUAUUCAAGGAACCCGCACCAUCAUUGACAACACAGACCAUGGUUUUGAAGUGCUUCCUAUUAACACGCAGUAUGAAGGAAUGAGGGACUGCAUUAAUGUAAUCAAGAAAGAAGAAGGUAUCUUUGGUUUCUAUAAAGGUUUUGGAGCAGUCCUAGUACAAUACACAUUGCAUGCUGCUGUGCUACAGAUUACUAGAAUUAUAUAUUCUACUUUGUUGCAAAAUGCUACCUAAACCAGGAGUUUGAAUGUCAUGGUAAAAAGCCCAUAGUCCAAGUUAUGAAAUUUUGUCAUGCAUGUUAGAAGCACUGUAAUCAAAUGCACUCUGUUGCUAUGAUUAAACUCCUGAAGCGGUAAACACUUCAUUUUAAAAAUCACAAGAAAUGUUUGUGAUAAUUGUAAAGGUGCCCAUGAUUUGUGUAUUUUAAUGUCAUGUAAAUGAAGCUCUUGCUAUUCUCAGUAUGGUUCUCCUUUUGGAAUAUCAUUUUCUGACACAAUACAGCAUCAAAACAACCUAGACUAAGCAAGGAAAAUGAGAUGUAACCAUGACUUUUUUCCUCUCUCCUUUAAACUCCCUCGUUACUUAAUUCAAAUUAUUUAUUUCAGGUGUUUUUUCAUCAUUUCAAUUUUUGACAAGCACCUCAAAUUUUAAUAGCAAGCUUAUUCCAUGUGGUUGGAGAUUUUAUACCGUCAGCUUUAUUUUCUGUAAUACUGAAUGUGUCAGAAGAUGAUGUGGUCAGGUCCAAUUCUUCAGUCCUAGUGGAUUUAUUUCUGCUGAAGAAUCUUAAAUGGUAAGAAAGGAAAACCACCAUAAUUUGGCUUUGGGUGUGGUUGAAGUUGUAGUGCUUUAUUAUUUGCUACACAAUGUUUUCAUUCACUUCGUAAAAUUUUGGUUGACUUUGCCAUAUGGGAUUUUAAUGGUCCAAGGUGUCAAGAAUGUGGCUUUAUUUUGUAUAUAGUUUGUUCCCUUUAACUAAUAUCGCAGUAUGAUUCAUAAAAUGAUGAGGUUAAUGAAGCUUGAUGCAGUCUACUAGUGCCAUUUGUAUUCCCCACUCAAAUGUUUGUUUGCUAUUUUUCUGCAGUAAUUGCUUGGCAAUUCCAUGAAUGAUAAUGUUUGCAAUUAUGAUAGAUCAACAAAGGAAAAAAAAGUCAACAUUGCCAGUUGCUCACAAGAUCUCAGUUUUAUACUUAAUAUCCCAUUAUUCAUGUCCCAAUUUUGAACAACACUCAUCUUUAGGUAAAAUCAUGCAAAUAAAUAACUUUGAAAUUACUGAAGUAGAAAAUACAAUUUUAAUUUAAAUCAUAAGUUACUGUAAUCCUGUGCAUCUCAGUUCACGUUUUUGUUUUCAUGACUAAGUAAUAACAAAUGGCAAAAUAAUUGUUUUCUGUAAACUUCAGUUUUUAAAUAUUUCUAAAGGUACAACACCUACUGAUAUUACAUUAAUCUUUCCUGCCAACAAUAGUAGUAAAAUAACCUUCAGAAGGAAUAGAAAGGGAGGAAGGAUAAAAUGAAUUAGAGGUAAUAUCACAGCACUAGAACAGAAGGAUUUAACUAUUCAAACAUAAUCCUUUUAAACUGAACUCCUGGAAGAUUAAGGGUUUGGUUACAGCAGUGCAACUAUAAGAGUCCUGAACAGUGGAAAGAAAAUUCUUAGAUCCAGCUCCAAUACAGUACAGUUUUCAUAUUUUGACAAGUACAUCAGGUACAGUCCAAGCAAAUUUCUGCACCACACUUAAUUUCUCCAGCUUCAUAAUUGACCAUCUCAACUAUUUCAUGAUGGUGGAAUAAUUAAACUUUAUAGCCUUAACAAAGCACCUACACUUUAGCAACUGGAUAAAACAUUGUAUAAAGCUGCUAUAUUGUAAAACCACCCAUCCGAUGAUUUACUGAAAGAGGCGUCAUGGGAGAUUUGCUAGUAUAUAGGUAUAUCUCAAUCAAGGCCACAUUGUUAUCUCUAGCUGGUGUAGUGUCAUCAAAGUACAGAAAGAGUGGCUGCUGUAACCUACAGACCUUGCCUCUGUUGUAAACAAAAUAUUCCAGAGUUUCAGGUGUAUUCUGUAGGGGUAUUCUUCAAUAAAUUUCUCAGAUCCAGUGAAAAUAUAUUCGAACAUAUCCACUCCUCUUUUGAAAGAGAGGAAUUCCUUACAUCUUGCUGAUUCUUAGAGUAUUAGACUUUGUAUCAAGCCACAAUCUCAUCUGAGGUAGAUGAGCAAACUUAAAGAAGGACUUUAAAAUAAAUUGAAUGGAGGCAGCGAGCACAGAAGAAUUAAAGGAGACACAGAGUGAUAUCCUGGUCUGUUCCAAGGAAAUACACUUAUUUGUGAUUGAUUUGGAAAAGAAAAAUUACUAUUCUGCUGUCAGGUUUUAAACUGUGAAGUAAACAGUCUAUUCUCAAUUGCAGAUGUAUGGCACUAAGAUUGGUAAAAUUGUUUUGCUCAAAAGCACAGAUCCUUGGAAUUAAAAAAAAAAUUGACCUGC
Molecule: messenger RNA, 3545 nt
Organism: Carcharodon carcharias (great white shark)
Lineage: Eukaryota; Metazoa; Chordata; Chondrichthyes; Lamniformes; Lamnidae
Gene: slc25a46
Product: solute carrier family 25 member 46
Exons: 8
Coding region: 66-1301 (411 amino acids)
Biological process (GO): axon development; mitochondrial membrane fission; mitochondrial fission
Cellular component (GO): mitochondrial outer membrane
Source: RefSeq, a predicted model, not a curated record